Messenger RNA from Effrenium voratum, 2869 nucleotides. NCBI's taxonomy places the organism in Eukaryota, Dinophyceae, Suessiales, Symbiodiniaceae. The record is from the annotation of a GenBank genome assembly.
UUGCAUUCUGGACCUUCGCUUCAGUGGAUGCUAUUGCGCCAAAGCAAUGGGGGCUGUUCCCUCCCAGGGUUGCUGCCAUGUCAACGCAGUGGUCUGCGACCUGGAUCCAAAGAGCGCCUCCCUUUUGUACCUGGAUAUGGAGGACGAGGGCCCAGACGCGCGGAGCUCGCCGCGGCUGCGGGGGGUGCCGGUGCUCCGGGUGCAUAGCACCCAGCCCUUCCUGAAGGCCUCGGGCCUGGACCGCAGCGCGGUGGAGGAGUUCCGGGAGAUGCUGCAGAGCCACGGGGUGAGCACGGGCUCCUGGGGCAAGGGCGGCGCCAAGUCAGUGGAGCACCUCUUCUGGGAGGUCUUCUACUCCCAGGGUUCGCUGCUGACGGGCCUGGGGGCCAAGCUGAAGCGGGUGGCGCGGCUGCUCACGGUGCGGAUCCUGGCCGACAUCGAGGGCAAGGACCAUGUCUUGGUCUCCCGGCUGCGUGUCCUCUACAAUUGCCAGCACCAGGGGCUUCGCAUGCCCCAGCGGAAGCUCCGGUGGAAGAUGCCUGAGGACAACGUGCUGCUGCAAAGCUGCGAGGAGGUGCUGAGCUGCGAGGACUGCGCGACCGUGGACUCCUGGCACUGGGCGGCCCUCGAGGAGCUGGGCCUUCCGGCGCUGCAGGCCUGCAUGAAGGAGGAGACCAGCGCGUACACUUAUUUCACCGAAGACAAUUUGCCAAGCGAAAGCUAUCCUGGCCUGAAUACACUCGUUUGCGUGCAUCAGGUGACUCUUAGGGUCACAGACCCAGGCCAAGCAAAGGUGGCGACCAUUGGCCUGCCCUUUGGACAGGAGUUUGCCACGGCCGACGCGGAGUUCGACUUGGAGAGGUUUCACUGCAAAGACCAGAUGCUCAUCGGCUCUCAGCUGAAUGUGUGGACCUGGGUGCCGGCAUCGGACAUACAGGCCAACACGCUCAGGGCGACCAUCCCAGCUCCGGCCGAGAGCGAGAGCCCGGCGAUGAAACGCUUGGAGAACGAGCUGAUGCUGCACCGGCGGGUGCCGGUGCCGGUGGUGAACUGCCUCACCAAGGCCGCUGCCAAGGAUGGGGCGGCAAGGGCCGUUGCCGUGCAGGGCAAGAAGGGCGCGCCCAACCCGCACCUGCGCCGUAUCCUGCAAUCCAAGCGAACGGAUUGGACCACGGUGAGGAAGAUGGCUCGAAGCUUGCUUGACCCGAACUACUCCCUAAGCGAGUUCUACGAGGACCUAACAGCAUUUCCAGAGCUGUUCUUGUACCUCCGGGACGGCGUCCUCGAGACCGGAUCGGGAAGGACCACUGAUGACGAGUACCAGCGUACGGUCUGCGCCUUUUUCGCGAUUUAUUGGCUGAUGCGUCUGGACAUCGACGGGCGCCAAGGCUUCAGCUUCGGCACAGACGACGACUGGAAGGCUUUGCAGGAGUCUGCAGUCAAAGACGGGGAGGUGGCGAUGCAAAGUGAGAGCGGCCCUACAGAAUUGCAGAAGCGCUUGUUUCAACUGGACCGCCGCCUGGCCUUCUUUAACUCCGCUCAGUGGGGCUUUUUCCGCCGCCUCAUGGUGGACGCUGGACUGCUGGAGAUCACUUCUUCGCACGGCAGGGACCAAUACCAGGUCAAGGAGACGCGCAUGGUAUCGCUGCUCGCUCUGACCGCGAUCCACGAUAUCAUGAAGAUGGAUGCGCUGCUUCCCACCGUGCAGCCUGAGCACGAUGGCUACCAUGGCUAUGCCGCUGGUGACGUGAUCGGUGACCACGACCAUGCCCUGUGCUACUUGAUGGAUCACUACCCCGACCUGCUGCCCUCCUUCCGCGAGCUGGACGCCGCCGAGCGUCAGUCCGUGCAGUUCACACAGUGCAAUCUGUGCUUCAACCACGGCUGGCUCGUUCAAGCGGAGGCGCCGCCCGGAGCAAUCUUCACAAAGUUCCGGGAGGCGAUCAGCGACCGGAGGUUGCACGCGGGAGCGAGGGACGUGGCGCUGUACUUUGUGCACUGGUUGACGGAUCUCGCGGGUGCUGAACCAACACCCCUCGGGGGGUGUGAGAAGUUUGUGAUCAAAUUCCCACUGCAUGUGCUCAACAGCUUCUUGCAGUCUUUCAAGUUCAUCGAGGGCAUCGCCUCGCAGACGGAGACGCAGGUCAUGGAGAAGUAUUUGAAGUACCGCUGGUCUGACCACGUGCCUUCCCUUGGCCCUCCGCCCAGUGGCCCACACGCCAUUGCCGCCAUGCGGCUCUUAUGCAUGGCGCAGGCCAACGCCCGUGGGAUUGUCGAUGCCUUCAACCGAGAGUUGCCUCAGGAGGACAAGGAAGUGUUGAGUGUGGAGAUGUCGCGCACAGGCUGCGCAGGUCAGAGCUUCCAUACUGACUUGGUGCCCACCGACGUAGUAUCACGACCUGUGGGCCCAGCCUUCCUCAUUUACUACGGCCCGGCCUUUCUACAGACCACCUGCUCGCACUCCGCCCUGCGUCUGCGGAUCUUGACCGAGAUCUACCGAUGCUCGCGGGAGCUGUGGCCGGAGUCUCCCGCCUCGGUGGCGACGUCCGUGCACGUGCGGAUUGACACCAUCAAGGGGCUGAAGGUGCAUGAGAUCCAGGAGGUCUUGGCCAAAGGUGAGCUGUGGCUGGUUACAAAGCAUAACGAGAGCGAGGCAUUCGUGGGCCGGGCUUCUCACCUAAAACUCAAUAAGUAUGUGUCCAACGGCCAGAAGUUCCAGAUCCUUGACCUAGGUUUUUUGCGCGACCGCAAGAGCUGAUUGCAUGUCAGAUUGCGGGCUAGGACAAUCGCAAUCAUUCUUCAUUGAUGCAAAGCAUCAUCUUCUCUCAGUUUGGCUUUGGCGCUUCAGAGCGAAUGCCGAAAGCAAAGA